GUUUGAUCAAGUCAAACACGAUUUGAUCUUUUGUUUUUAGUUAAUAAAAUGUUCGAAAGAUUAGAAGAACAUUUUUUAACUUUGAAACAUUGAAGAUUCAGUUUAAUUUCUUUUGUUUUUUAGACUUAUUUUGAAAUCUUCUGCUUGGGUUGGAACACAGGAGAUGUUGUUUAUUUUGAUCUUGGCUCUGACGGUGACGGCUGGACUGGCCGGAGAUUUAAGCCAGACAUUGUGUGAACAUGUCCCCACGAUCGACUUAGGUCUCUGGGUGGCCAAAGUUCAUUCUUCAGAGCCUCUUGUUAUUACAAAGAUAUCCAGUCAACAUGGCGGAGACAUUGUGCUCUCGCGAGAUGACGGAAAGUACUUCGAGAUUCAAGGCAGUGCCGAGUACAACGUGACCACUCUCUGUCUGACAGUACAGGGUGUGUACAGGGGUGACGUCAAGCCGUCUGUCACCAUGGACGUGAACAUAUUGCCACAAUCCGAAGCCAGAACCAAGAGAGCGACUGAAGUCUGGACUUUGGCGUCCGUCCCGCAGACUACAGACAUUAAGACGUUGAUGCAUGGAUUUGAACCCUACCAUCAUUUGUGGGGUCAGGGGGAGUUGUCGGCAACAACCAAGCAUUCCUCCAGCCCAGCCCUCACAGUGCACUAUCCUAAGGGCUCCUACGCCGUCACACCCCAACGCGGAGCUGGAUUUAUGACAACUCCUACCAACUUGCCAGACGGAGUUACAUCAUUGAUACUGAAAUAUGACGUCUACUUUGAGAAUUUUGGUUUCGGGUGGGGCGGUAAAUUGCCAGGUCUGUACGGCGGAGAUAAAACAGAGGGCGCCUUUAAGUGCUCCGGAGGAAACAACCCUGGGACUUGUUUUUCUUUAAGAUUGAUGUGGCGAGAGAACGGUGAUGGUGAGGUCUACGCUUACAUCCCACGUGAGCAUCAAGCGAGUGACUUUGAGCACCGACCUGACAUUGAGCUCAACUACUCCUACGGACACUCCCUGAUGAGAGGAGCAAUCAGGUUUAGGAGUGGAUCCUGGCAGACGGUGACUGAAGAGGUUCACUUGAACACUCCCCAGCAGGCCAAUGGGCGUGUCAAGUUCUGCCUGAAGCACGGAUCGGAAGCGGAAGUGUGUAAGGAAGCCACGCGCCUCAACUUCCGAAACCAUGCCGACUACUUCCUGAGGGGAAUGAUGUUCUCAACCUUCUUCGGGGGCAGCUCCAGCACACACUUCGCUGCUCCCAACGACUGCCACACUUACUUCCGGAACUUCGCACUGAUCAUUCCAUCCAGCACUGUCGUGGGUUGACCAAUGUCCUGUUGAACACUGCCCAGUAGGCCCUAAUAAAGUUUUUUUUUUAAACUUC
Messenger RNA from Biomphalaria glabrata, 1367 nucleotides. RefSeq lists its product as uncharacterized. The record is from RefSeq and is a predicted model, not a curated record. Lineage: Eukaryota; Metazoa; Mollusca; Gastropoda; Planorbidae. The transcript has 7 exons. Bases 164 to 1309 code for a protein of 381 amino acids.